Molecule: messenger RNA, 2881 nt
Organism: Carlito syrichta (Philippine tarsier)
Lineage: Eukaryota; Metazoa; Chordata; Mammalia; Primates; Tarsiidae
Gene: CPT1B
Product: carnitine palmitoyltransferase 1B
Exons: 19
Coding region: 97-2415 (772 amino acids)
Biological process (GO): carnitine metabolic process; fatty acid metabolic process
Cellular component (GO): mitochondrion
Molecular function (GO): carnitine O-palmitoyltransferase activity
Source: RefSeq, a predicted model, not a curated record
GGGUGGCCAGUCCCGAAGGACGUAGGGACGCAGGCCAGAGUGGCCGGCCCACACACGGACAGCAGCGAACCCGAGCUAUGACGACCAACCCCCAGGAUGGCAGAAGCGCACCAAGCCGUGGCCUUCCAGUUCACGGUGACCCCAGAAGGGGUCGACUUCCGGCUCAGUCGGGAAGCCCUGAAACACAUCUACCUGUCCGGGAUCAACUCCUGGAAGAAACGCCUGAUCCGCAUCAAGAAUGGCAUCCUUAGGGGUGUGUACCCUGGCAGCCCCACCAGCUGGCUGGUCGUCGUCAUGGCAACAGUGGGUUCUUCCUACUGCAACGUGGACGUCUCCUUGGGGCUGGUCGGUUGCAUCCAGAGAUGCCUCCCUCAAGGGUGUGGUCCCUACCAGACCCCACAGACCAGGGCACUUCUCAGCAUGGCCAUCUUCUCCACUGGGAUCUGGGUGACAGGCAUCUUCUUCUUCCGCCAAACCUUGAAGCUGCUUCUUUCCUACCACGGGUGGAUGUUUGAGAUGCACGGCAAGACCAGCCACUUCACCAAGAUCUGGGCUGUCUGUGUCCGCCUUCUGUCCAGCCGGCGGCCCAUGCUCUACAGCUUCCAGACGUCUCUGCCUAAGCUGCCCGUGCCUGGCGUGACCACCACAAUUCGGCGGUACCUAGAAUCUGUGCGCCCCUUGUUGGACGAUGAGGAAUACUACCGCAUGGAGACACUGGCCAAAGAAUUCCAGGACAAGACUGCCCCCAGGCUGCAGAAAUACCUAGUACUCAAGUCGUGGUGGGCCACCAACUAUGUGAGCGACUGGUGGGAAGAGUACAUCUACCUUCGAGGCAGGAGCCCCCUCAUGGUGAACAGCAACUAUUAUGUCAUGGACCUUGUGCUCGUCAAGAACACUGAGGUACAGGCAGCCCGCCUAGGAAAUGUCGUCCAUGCCAUGAUCAUGUAUCGCCGUAAACUAGACCGUGAAGAGAUCAAGCCCGUGAUGGCACUGGGCAUCGUACCUAUGUGCUCCUAUCAGAUGGAGAGGAUGUUCAACACCACUCGAAUCCCAGGGAAGGAGACAGACACGCUGCAGCACCUCUCGGACAGCAGGCAUGUGGUCGUCUACCACAAGGGACGCUUCUUCAAGGUGUGGCUCUAUGAGGGCUCGCGUCUGCUCCAGCCCCGGGACCUGGAGAUGCAGUUCCAGAGGAUCCUGGAUGACCCCUCCCCUCCGCAGCCUGGGGAGGAGAGGCUGGCAGCCCUCACUGCGGGGGGCAGGGUGGAGUGGGCGCAAGCACGCCAGGCCUUCUUCAGCUCUGGCAAGAACAAGGCCGCCCUGGAGGCCAUCGAGCGUGCUGCCUUCCUCGUGGCCCUGGACGAGGAGUCCCACUCCUAUGACCCCGAGGACGAGGCCAGCCUUAGCCUCUAUGGCAAGGCCCUGCUCCAUGGCAACUGCUACAACAGGUGGUUCGACAAGUCCUUCACUCUCAUUUCCUUCAAGAAUGGUCAGCUGGGUCUCAACGCAGAACACGCGUGGGCAGACGCGCCCAUCAUCGGGCACCUGUGGGAGUUUGUCCUGGGCACCGACAGCUUCCACCUGGGCUACACAGAGACUGGGCACUGCAUGGGCAAACCAAACCCUGCGCUGGCACCCCCCCUGCGACUACAGUGGGACAUUUCAAAACAGUGCCAGGCGGUCAUCGAGAGCUCCUACCAGGUGGCUAAGGCUCUGGCAGACGACGUGGAGUUGUACUGCUUCCAGUUCCUGCCCUUUGGCAAAGGCCUCAUCAAGAAGUGCCGAACCAGCCCGGACGCCUUUGUGCAGAUCGCACUGCAGCUGGCUCACUUCCGGGACAGGGGUAAGUUCUGCCUGACCUAUGAGGCCUCCAUGACCAGAAUGUUCCGGGAAGGGCGGACUGAGACCGUGCGUUCCUGUACCAACGAGUCCACAGCCUUUGUGCAGGCCAUGAUGGAGCAGUCCCACAUGAAAGCAGACCUCCAAGAUCUCUUCCGGAAAGCUUCUGAGAAGCACCAGAACAUGUACCGCCUGGCAAUGACAGGGGCAGGGAUCGACAGGCACCUCUUCUGCCUCUACGUGGUUUCCAAGUACCUGGGGGUCAGCUCCCCCUUCCUGGCUGAGGUCCUCUCCGAGCCCUGGCGCCUUUCCACCAGCCAGAUUCCUCAGUCUCAAAUCCGCAUGUUCGACCCAGCCCAGCACCCUGACCACCUGGGCGCUGGAGGUGGCUUUGGCCCUGUGGCAGAUGAUGGCUAUGGGGUUUCCUACAUGAUUGCGGGCGAGAACAUGAUCUUCUUCCAUGUCUCCAGCAAAUUCUCAAGCUCAGAGACAAAUGCCCAGCGCUUUGGGAACCACAUCCGCCAAGCCCUGCUGGACAUCGCCGAUCUCUUCCACAUUCCCAAGGCUGACAACUGAGGGCUGGAGAAAUGCCAGCUGCCCUUUCGUCCCCGUGUUGCGGCGGAAGGGGCCUUGGCCAGCUCGCAGGCAUGAGAGGUGGCCACGCACGGGUGCCCGGGCCCCAAGGACAGCUCUGGCAGCAGGCCCUCCCCAGGCCGAUCCUGCUCCCCGAGGUCCCAGGUGGUACAGGUGGGGCUGGAGCCAGGAGGGAAUUCUGGCUUUUUUUCUUGGCAGAUACCAAUAAAAGUAAGGCUGCAUAAUUCUCUUAGCCCUUACGUACCUGUAUUUUGUUCAGGGGCUGGGAGGCCCUCCCCCUGCCCCAGCUCAGUCCAGAGAGGUGUCAGGGAAGGGCUGGGGCUGGGAGACUGUUCAUGAAAGAGUGUGCCCUGCCUUGAAAUGUGUCUCUGCCGAGUGGCACAGGUUCUGAGACAGCUGUCCACACCCACGUGUGAGCUUGAAUUAAAUUCUUGCUUCAGAGCCUUCA